UGGCCCGGUUCGUGCAUAGGCGCGGCUGGUCUGUUGUUCGGACGAUGAGUUGCGCCCCAGCGGUGGCUCGCCCAAUGUGGCGGCUGCGCACGGGUGCCCGGCGGUCCCUUUCAGCUUAUGGAAGGAAAGUCGGUGUCAGAUUUUGCAGUUCAAGAAUGACCUUAGACAAUAUCAAUUGGGCAGCUGUGGAUCGAAUAAUCCGGGUGGACCAUGCAGGUGAAUACGGAGCCAACCGCAUCUAUGCAGGGCAGAUGGCCGUCCUGGGCCGGACGAGCGUCGGGCCGGUCAUCCAGAAAAUGUGGGAUCAGGAAAAGGACCAUUUGAAGAAGUUCAAUGAGUUGAUGGUUGUAUUCAGGGUCCGGCCGACGAUUCUGAUGCCCUUUUGGAAUGUGGUGGGGUUUGCCCUGGGAGCUGGAACUGCCUUGCUCGGGAAGGAAGGUGCGAUGGCAUGCACCGUGGCCGUGGAAGAAUCAAUAGCACAUCACUAUAACAACCAGAUCAGGACGUUGAUGGAAGAGGAUCCUGAAAAAUAUGAGGAACUUCUUCAGAUAAUAAAGAAAUUUCGGGAUGAAGAGCUCGAGCACCAUGAUAUAGGCCUCGACCACGACGCAGAAUUGGCUCCAGCAUAUGCCCUUUUGAAGAGUGCUAUCCAAGCCGGAUGCAGUGCAGCAAUAUAUUUGUCAGAAAGAUUUUAAAUUAUGUCCACUUAUCCCUAACUAUAAGGGAUGCUAAUGAUUUUGACAAGUGAUUUUUUGCAGCAAAGGAAAUGUACAGUUAUUGUUACGUGAAUUUUGUUAAUGAACUGUGAACUUUUUUUUUCCUGUUAUGAAAAUCCGCAAUGUUGAUUUUUCUCUGGGCUGUCUUAAACCGUGAGGACGACAGUUCAGCAAGCACAUUCAAAUUACAGCAAACGAAGGUGCUCUUUGUUUGGUCUCAUAGUUGAUUUUCUCCUAAAACAUAAAAAAUGAAUCAUUAAUAAAGUAACACAUCUUUAAGAGAAGAAAAACAACAACUUGAUUUUACUGGUAAUAAAAGUAAAUUUAAAAUAUUAGAGUAUUUAAGAUUGAUGAAGGAAGACUCUCAAAUCCA
This is a messenger RNA of Trichechus manatus latirostris (Florida manatee), 1089 nucleotides long. It is a transcript of the gene COQ7, whose product is annotated as coenzyme Q7, hydroxylase. Gene Ontology annotation, cellular component: mitochondrial inner membrane; nucleus. NCBI's taxonomy places the organism in Eukaryota, Metazoa, Chordata, Mammalia, Sirenia, Trichechidae. The transcript is spliced from 6 exons. Gene Ontology annotation, molecular function: 3-demethoxyubiquinol 3-hydroxylase activity. Bases 45 to 695 code for a protein of 216 amino acids. Gene Ontology annotation, biological process: regulation of reactive oxygen species metabolic process; determination of adult lifespan; ubiquinone biosynthetic process. The record is from RefSeq and is a predicted model, not a curated record.